Oncorhynchus kisutch (coho salmon) is the source of this 2306-nucleotide messenger RNA. RefSeq names its product ADP-ribosylation factor-like protein 9. Bases 255 to 848 code for a protein of 197 amino acids. NCBI's taxonomy places the organism in Eukaryota, Metazoa, Chordata, Actinopteri, Salmoniformes, Salmonidae. Gene Ontology annotation, molecular function: GTPase activity; GTP binding. The transcript is spliced from 4 exons. The record is from RefSeq and is a predicted model, not a curated record.
AUACCCUCUGCUGUCCACACGAAUCGAACCGACUGAAGGGUACAAGGAGGGUGCUGACGGGGCUCUUUCCAAUACAAACAAAGCGGAGAGAUCAGGUGCACUGUCCACAGUGAAAGUCAUUAGAUCAUUUAAUCGUUGGCUAGCUGUUGUGUCCUGGAACGCAACAUUAUCCGGCCUUCCAGAAGUUCCACAUAAUUCUGCUUCGGCACAUAUCCAUCGCCCUAACUGCAGCGGUGGCUGCAUUCGGGUCCGCGAUGUUUAUGGCGUUAAAUUAUUUAUACAGAAGGCGAAUAUGGUCUCCCCAAGCGGAAUAUUAUAUGAUCAAAGAGGAGGAGGGUGGACAGCGCCAGGUGCUAGUCCUUGGCCUAGACGGAGCUGGGAAGAGCAGUAUGCUUCAGGGGUUGACAGCCACAGACGGAGACAAGAGAGGGCACUGCUGUCCCACCAGGGGUUUCAACUUUAUGAGCCUCAGUGCCCCUGCCCGUCAGCUGGAUUUCCUAGAAAUUGGAGGGGCUGAGGAUUUGCGUAUGUACUGGGCAGAGUACCUGGGGAAGACUCAUGCCCUGGUGUACGUGGUUGACUCCUCUGAUAGACCACAUCUCCCACAGGCCAAGGCUGAGCUGCAUCGCCUCCUCAGACUGCACUCACAACUUCCUGUGGUGGUCCUGGGGAGCAAACAGGACAAGCCAGACGCAUUGAGUGUGUCAGAGCUCCAUGAGGCCCUGUCUCUGGGGGCGGUGGCUGACAAGAGGAGGCUGUUCCUACUGGCUGCCCAGCUAGGCUCAGAUGGCCUGAUUGUCUCCCGUAAUCUGCAGGCCUUCCAGGACUUGCUUCUACAGCUCGUCUGAUGCCCCAGGGCAGGAGUAGUGAAAAGUGGGUUGACCAGGCAUGUGGGAUGGGGAAAGUAGUCCAUUGAUGUGCCCGUGUGGUAAGGACCAGUGGCAAUUGGCCAUGACUGAGUGUGAAUACUUUUGAACUAGAGUAGAUCCUUCAGGGCCAUCUGGAAGGCAGGGAGCGAAAAUGGUUUGAUACAGUCAGGUCCAUAAUUAUUGGCACCCUUGAUAAAGAUGAGCACAAAAGACUGUAUAAAAUAAUUAUCGGCACCCCUGUUUUCAGUACCCUUGCGAGGAUAACCACACUGAGCCUCUUUAAAAAUACUUUAUGAGAUUGGAGAACACAUUAGGAAGGAUCUUAGACCAUUCCUCCAUAUAGAAUCUUUCCAGAUCCUUGAUAUCCUUAGUUUGAGCUUAUGGACUGCCCUCUUCAAUUCAAAUAAUGCUUCCGUAUGCUUCCCUUUUUCGACGCCAAACCCAGCCGAUGUGCAUGGCCAAAGAGCUCCAUUUCAUGUCAUCUGAACAUAGCAUCGCCUGGAGUUUGAUAAACGGCAUUGGCAUUUGGAUUGGAACCGGCGCUAUGGUCAGAUCACAUGAAAAUAAAGCUUUUUGGCCACACAGACCAGAAGCAUAUGCAGAAAAGUACCUCAUACCGAGGUAAAAUAUGGUGGUGGAUUGUUGAUGUUAUGGGGCUAUUCUGCUUCAACUGGUCCUGGAGCCCUUGUAACACCAGUUAGCAUUGUCUCUCGAAACUACCUUUUAACUUUCUACAUACUGGACACAGAGACACAAAAAUGCUAUCCAUGAGUUUGGAAAGUAGCGCUCACAAAAAAUAUUGCGUACAUACACUAUAUAUACAAAAGUAUGUGGACACCCCUUUAAAUUAGAGGAUUUGGCUAUUUCAGCCAUACCCAUUCCUGACAGGUGUAUAAAAUGUUUUGUUAUUAUUAAUAAAAACAUAUGUAAGACAGUUGUACUGCAAACAUUUUUUAUAUAUAUAUAUAUAUAUAUACACAUUGUAGAGCACGGUUAGUACCAUGAAAUUGGCUUGUCCCUCAGCUCAGGAGUCAUGGUUUAGAGACAUUUUGAGUUAGAAAAAAGAUUUUUCUCCUUCUUUAAAUGACAUGAUACAACAGAAAGUAUCAUAGUUAUUUAGUGGACUACUUAAAUGGAAAUAUCAAAUAAAUAUUACAAAUAAUUUACAAGUAAUAGCUGUCCCUCGAUUUCAUGUCACUGGUGUUAAAAUGUAUACAAAUCACAACUUUGAAAAAAUACAACAUCCUUGCCAAAUUCUUCCUGGAUCAAAGGUUCAUUGGAGACGGGACUGUUUUGAAAAGCACAUGGUGAGUGUAUACUCUUCAUACGUUAACAAUUUGAGGAUUAUCUUGGUGAUUUCAUGCAAGGACUGAAGAUGUGUCACUGGUGUUAUACAGUUUAUAGAAAGGGGAAAGGAAAAUUGGAUUAAAAUUAAAG